Messenger RNA from Closterium sp. Yama58-4, 1764 nucleotides. NCBI's taxonomy places the organism in Eukaryota, Viridiplantae, Streptophyta, Zygnematophyceae, Desmidiales, Closteriaceae. The record is from the annotation of a GenBank genome assembly.
AUGCGCUGCUGCAGGUCAGCCAUGCGCGCCGCUGUGCACGUAGCAGUGUGCCAGUAUGUAUGUUCAUCACCCAAUGCAUGCCCCAUACCUUCCCCCUCCCAUAUCUUCCCCCUCCCGUGCCCUUUUCCUUCCGAUACUCUCACGCCCCUUCCCCUCCCACAGCCAGCCCUUCCCCCUUCUCAUGCCCCCCUUCCUCUCAUGCCCCCCUUCCUCCCGUGCCCCCCUUCCUCCCAUGCCCCCCUUCCUCCCAUGCCCCCCCUCCUCCCACGCCCGUCCCCCUCACUGCACUGCACCCCGGCCCGCCCUGGGCAGGAGAUGGAGCGGAGGGGUCCUGCACCAGAUGCGGCGGUGUUCCACGUGGUGAUGGAGGGCGAGCGCCAUGCGGAGGCCGUCACGGCACUGCUGGACGCCAUGGCGCGCUGCCACGUGCCGCCCACUGAGAGGACCUUCAGUGUGGCGAUGGCGUGCAUGGGGCGGGCGGGGGACGUGGCGGCAGCGGAGGCACUGUGGCACCGCAUGACGGCCGCCCACAUCGCCCCCUCGCCCUUCGCCUUCUGUGCCCUCGCCCAUGUGUACGGGCAGGCGGGCAUGGUGGAGCGGUGUGCGGGUGUGGUGCAGCAGAUGGAGACAAGCCUCGCGCACACGCGGAGACGGCAGGCACGCGGCACAGCGAGGCGGGUGGGGAGUGCUGCCCUCCGAGACACCCCGGAUUGGCCCGCCUCAUGUGGCGCCGUGGGGGCAGUCAGGGGGGAGGGGGGAGGGAUGGGCGCAGCGGAGGAGAUGGGGGCGGUGGGAGGCAUGGCAGGAGGGGUGGAGAGCGGUGGGGAUGGUGGUGUUGGGAGGGCGAGUGGAGAAGAGGGAAUGAAGAGGCGAGGGCGAGGGAGAAGGUUGCAUGUGGCAGGGGUGGGGGAGGAGAGGGACGGCGGGGGGGCGGAAGGGCAGCACAGCGGGCGGAUGGCGGCGGCCAGGGGAGGCACACACGCAAGUAACAGGAUGUUGCUGACGUCAGCCCACAACAUUCUGAUUGGCGCCCAUGCUGGGCGUGGCGAUGCGGAGGCGGCCGUGGCGGUGCUGCGGGGGAUGCGACGAAAAGGCCUGCAGCCGUGCAUGCGCAGCUUCAACGCAGCAGCGCUGGCGUGCAUGAGGGCGAGGCGGGUGGAGCGCGCCGUGCGCCUGCUGGGGGAGGCGCAGCGCCAAGGGCUGCCGCCCACCGCUGCCACCUUCGCCCUCCUCAUUCAAGCAGGGGGGCACAUGCGGCGGGCGGGCAUGGUGGAGGCAGCGCUGCACCGCAUGGCACUCGCUGGCUGCCCGCAUGAUGCCGUGACGUACCGCAGUGCGGUGUAUGCGUGGGUGCGGUGUGGCGAGGGCGGGCGCGCGCUGGAGGUGCUGCAGGAGAUGGUGGCGGCCGGCCACCCGCCCGCCAUGACCGUGCCGGACGUGCUCAUCAAGGUGACGUGCUCAUCAAGGUGUGCUCAUCAAGGUGUGCUCAUCAAGGUGUGCUCAUCAAGGUGUGCUCAUCAAGGUGUGCUCAUCAAGGUGUGCUCAUCAAGGUGUGCUCAUCAAGGUGUGCUCAUCAAGGUGUGCUCAUCAAGGUGUGCUCGUCAAGGUGUGCUCAUCAAGGUGUGCUCAUCAAGGUGUGCUCAUCAAGGUGUGCUCAUCAAGGUGUGCUUAUCAAGGUGUGCUCAUCAAGGUGUGCUCAUCAAGGUGUGCCUGACGUCAAACCUCAAGCUCGAGGAAGAAUGGUUGUGUGUAUGGGUACAAUAG